CUCGGACAAAUUUUGUUCUCAAAGCGAAAAACGUAAACAAACUGGACCACAAUGGUAUAAUUUUUCAUUCAUCUAGCAAAAAUGGAACAUAAAUUGGAGAAUCUAACAUGUCGGAUAUGUUUAUCGGUGGGAGAGGAAUCGCAACGGAUGUGGCCACUGUUCGAAGCAUGCUUGGAACAGAAAACACCGGCCGAUAUCAUCCGGCACUGCUUCGGAGUGGAAGUUUCGAAAAGUAACAGGGCCAACGACGAGAUUUGCUCCAGCUGCAAAACCGAUCUGGAGGCAGCCCACCGGUUUUUGAAACAACUGAACGAAUCGACGGAAAAGCUCAAGAUAGUAGCGCCGAAAGUUGAAAGCGGAAUAUGUUUGGACAACGUAGAAGUAUUCAUUACUGAAGUUGAAGUUAAAACCGAACACGCAGAGGAGUAUCUAGAAGACUUGAAGGAGGAUGAUGACAUUGAGUCUCAAGAGCAGGCGUCUUCGAAAAGAGCGAGACCCAAAAGGAAGCUAGAAGUGGUCAAAUCUCCACCUAAGGGAAAGCUUCAAGUGACCGUCACGCCAAAAUCUGAGCAAAGAAUUGCUUCGCCUAAAUUUGAAAUUCUUUCCUCCUCAGAAGAAGACAAUCAAAACGAUGCCAGUGACUACGAACAGAACAUCACGUCCGAUGAUGAAGACGACUAUGAUGAAUCGGACAAACCGUCCGCUAGGCGAACUUCUCAAGGAAAAAAAUCGAAUAAUCAGCCAAAAAGAUGCUGCUCGUGUAAGGAGCCACUGGACAGCCACGAAAAGGUGCAAAAACAUUCCGAUCAAUAUCAUUUGAACUCGCGGAUCACCAAUCCUAAAGAGUACGGUAAUCGAGUGUUCGAGUGUAGCGUUUGUUACCAACGGUUCGAUACCAAAAUUUUAUAUCUCAGACAUCAACGAAAAAUGUACGUCGACAAGCUUCAUCCCUGCUCCAGGUGCGAAGAGGAAUUCGCCAAUUUGUUUGUACUGAAGAAACACAUCAAAUUUGACCACAAGAAACAGUUUAAGACUGCCCAAAUGGAAGAAAUGCGGAGUAAAGUAAAUUUGUGUUGUGGCUGUAAGAAACAGUUCCCAACUGCAGACGCUCUCAAGGAGCACGUCGAGAAAGUACACCUCAAGGAGCGAGUGCUCUAUGACACUCCCAACACUUUUGAAUGCGAUGUUUGCUACAACCGAUUCAAAACCUUCAAAUCGCUGAAACAUCAUCAGCUUCGAUUCUUCAAAGAGAAGAAGUUCAUUUGUACGCUGUGCGGGAAAAGUUUCCGCGAAAAGAUGCGAUUAGCGGAGCAUGAAAACCUUCAUCGAAAAAUUGCACCCUUCCAGUGCGCUCACUGUCCGGCGAAAUUUGCAAUUAAAAACUCUUUCGAAGUGCACGUAAAAAUGCACGACGCCGAAGAAAUCUACAACUGCGAAUAUUGCGGCAAGGGUUUCCGGAAGAAAAGUCUCCUGAUGGGCCAUCUGCACAUUCACGACACAGACCGCCCAUUCAAGUGUCAUCUCUGUCCAAUCACUUUCACCCGGCAGAAUCUACUGGAUGCGCAUCUCCUGGCACACAGUGGCUCGAAACCGCAUAAAUGUCAGCAAUGUGCGGCAUCCUACAUCCAUCAACGCGAUUUGAGACGACACAUUCGCGAGAAACACGAAGGAAUUCGUAGUUUUAAGUGUCAUCUUUGUCCAAAGGCCUACAUCCGACAUAAGUUACUGGAAACUCAUUUGAAAACCCAUAAUGACGACUGAUAACGGGGAUGAGGCUCUUUCUUGUAACGAAAAUGCUUGUAAUUGUAAUAAAAAUGUGUUCCCAAAUCA
Aedes aegypti (yellow fever mosquito) is the source of this 1830-nucleotide messenger RNA. Its product is annotated as zinc finger protein 2 homolog. Lineage: Eukaryota; Metazoa; Arthropoda; Insecta; Diptera; Culicidae. Gene Ontology annotation, molecular function: zinc ion binding. The transcript has 3 exons. Gene Ontology annotation, cellular component: nucleus. Bases 82 to 1761 code for a protein of 559 amino acids. The record is from RefSeq and is a predicted model, not a curated record.